Messenger RNA from Lepisosteus oculatus (spotted gar), 4630 nucleotides. RefSeq names its product RAD50 homolog, double strand break repair protein (gene rad50). NCBI's taxonomy places the organism in Eukaryota, Metazoa, Chordata, Actinopteri, Semionotiformes, Lepisosteidae. Gene Ontology annotation, molecular function: double-stranded telomeric DNA binding; ATP hydrolysis activity; G-quadruplex DNA binding. The record is from RefSeq and is a predicted model, not a curated record. Gene Ontology annotation, biological process: telomere maintenance via telomerase; chromosome organization involved in meiotic cell cycle; double-strand break repair. Gene Ontology annotation, cellular component: nucleus; Mre11 complex; condensed nuclear chromosome.
UACUGGGAUCACCUUCAUUAGCAAAAGCAGACACCUCUGGUGAUUUGAUGUGCAUCUGACUGGUUCAAAAAAGGAACAAGAUGUCGAAGAUUGAUAAGAUGAGCAUCCUUGGAGUGAGAAGUUUUGGAAUAGAGGAUAAAGAUAAGCAAGUCAUAUCCUUCUUCAGCCCUUUAACAGUGUUAGUUGGGCCCAAUGGUGCUGGCAAAACAACUAUAAUAGAGUGCCUCAAGUACAUUACAACUGGUGACUUUCCUCCAGGGAGCAAAGGAAACACUUUUGUACAUGAUCCAAAGGUUGCUCACGAGACUGAUGUCCGAGCCCAGAUUCGGUUGCAGUUUCAAGACGUCAAUGGAGAAGUGGUUGCUGUCCAGAGAUCAAUGCUUUGCACACAGAAAGGAAAAAAGGCAGAGUUUAAAACUCUGGAGGGGGUUAUCACUAGAAUUAAACACGGCGAGAAGGUGAGCCUAAGUUCGAAGUGUGCGGAGAUUGACCGUGAGAUGAUCACGGCGCUGGGUGUUUCCAAGGCAGUCCUGAACAACGUCAUCUUCUGUCAUCAAGAGGAUUCCAACUGGCCCCUAAGUGAGGGGAGGGCUCUCAAGCAGAAGUUUGAUGAGAUUUUCUCUGCUACAAGGUACAUUAAAGUGUUGGACACGCUGCGCCAGUUGAGAAUGAAGCAAGGGCAGUGUGUGAAAGAGUGCCAGAUGGAGCUGAAAUACCUGAAACAAAACAAGGAAAAGUCCCAGGAAAUACAGGAUCUCCUCAACAAAAGAGAAUUGCAACUAGCAGCUUCUAAAGAACACGUGCAAUCCAUUGAGGGUCAGAUUGAACCACUGGAGACCCGUCUAAUGGAUAUUGAUCAAACUUUGGGGAAGGUGAUGAGACUUGACAAUGACAUAAAAGCUCUGGACAGCAGAAAGAAACAAAUGGAGGAAGACAACCGUGAAUUACAGGAGAAGAUGGAGCAGGAGUUCCAGGGCACAGAUGAGCAGCUGAGAGAGAUGUACCAGAACCACCAGAGGACAGUGAGAGAGAAAGAGAGGAGACUGAAUGACUAUCAGCGUGAGCUAGAGCGAACUAAUAGAGAAUACCAGAGACUGAACCGCCAGAAGUCUGAUCUGCUGGUGGAGCAGGGCCGUCUUCAGUUGCUGGCAGACCGAAACCAGCAGAGCAUAAGGAACAGAGAUUCCCAUGUGAAGGCCUUAGCUGCUUACCUGGAAAUGGAUGGCUAUGAAAGGUCACCUUUUAAUGAGAGGCAGCUGCAAAGCUUCCAGGGACAAGUUAAAGAGCGCCAAGAUAAAGAGACAGAAGCAUUAAACCAAGUGAUGAGGGAUCUCCAAGAGAAAGAAGCAAUGAAACAGAACGCUAUGGAUGAGAUACGAGACAAAAAGACAGGACUGCAGCGAACAAUUGACUUAAAGAUGGACCUACAGAAUAAAAAACAACAGGAGCUGAAAAGUGUGAAGAAUGAGCUGCUGAAGUUGGAGGGGUCAUCAGACAGACUGCAAGAGAUGGAGCAAGAACUUCUGAAAACAGAGCGGGAACUGGAGAAUGUUUUGGAAACCUCUAACAUAGAAGCCCUGAAGGCAGAGGUUACAGACCUUCAGAGUGAGAAAGUCGAAUUGGACCGUUUACAGCGCAAACUAGACCAAGAAAUGGAGCUUUUGAAUUCACACACAAUGGCAAGGACUCAGAUGGACAUGCUGAAAAAAGAUAAGGUUGAUAAGGAUGAACAAGUUAGGAAAAUCAAGUCUCGUCACAGUGAUGAACUGACGUCCCUGUUAGGUUAUUUUCCAAAUAAGAGACAACUGGAGGACUGGAUUCAUGCAAAGAAUAGAGAAAUUAAUCAAACAAGAGACAAACUGUAUAGGAUGACUAAGGACCUGGCUUCUGGAGAACAGAAUAAAAACCACAGUGCUGCUGAAAUAAGACGCAAGGAGCAGCAGCUGGAGACCUACCAGGAGAAACUGUUUGAAGUGUGUGGAAAUCAAGACUUUGAAUCUGAUCUCUCUAAGCUGCAAGAUGACAUAGAAAAAACCUCCAAGCAAAGAGCUAUGCUCGCUGGGGCCACAGCAGUGUACACGCAGUUCAUCAGCCAGCUCACAGAGGAGAGGGAGCCCUGCUGCCCGGUCUGCCAGAGGAUGUUCCCUUCCGAGGCCGAGCUGCAGGAUGUCAUCAACGACAUGCAGUCCAAGCUGCGCCUCGUUCCCGACAAGCUGAAGAACACCGAGCAAGACCUGAAGAGGAAGGAGAAGAAGAAGGAUGAGAUGAUGGGGCUGCGACCUAUCAGGCAGACUGUGUCUGAGCUGGGCGAGAAGGACCUGCCCGAGUUGCGGAACAAGCUCCAGAAUGUAAACCGUGAUAUAGAUCGUCUGAAAAAUGACAUUGAGGAGCAGGAGACCCUCUUGGCCAGGCUGAUGUCUGAAGAAGAGACGGCGAAGGCUUGUCUCCAGGACAUCUCUCUGAUGGACAGAUAUCUGAUGGAUUUGAAAGAUGUGGAACGGAAAAUUGCCCAGCAGGCAACGAAACUGCAAGGCAUUGAUUUGUCCCGCACAGUGCAACAAGUCAAUCAGGAGAAACAGGAGACGCAGCACAAACUGGACACAACCUCCAGCAGAAUUGAAUUGAAACGAAAGCUAAUCCAGGACCAACUGGAGCAAAUCCAGCUCUUGAAAAGCAGCAUUAAUGAAACGCGAGCUGAAAAACUGCAAAUUUCCAGUAAUAUGCAGCGCCAGCAGCAGUUGGAGGAGCAAUGUGUAGAUUUUUCUGCGGAGAUCCAGUCCUUACAUAGAGAGAUUCGGGAAGCCAAAGAACAGUUGUCGCCUCUUGCAAUGACCCUGGAGAAACUGCAGCAGGAGAAGCAGGAGCUCAUAGAGAGACGAAGGCAGAAAAAUGAGGAAGGACAGGAAAAGAUUAAUGCCAUCAAGGAAAAGAUCAGGAACAUAAACAUCUGCGAUAAAGAAAUUGAGAAGUAUGUUAAAGAGGGGAAGGAUGAAUACAAAGAGCAAAAGGAGGCUGAACUGCAGGAAACAAACACACAUCUCCAUGAAGCCGAAAAACAAAGAGAGAAGAUCAGCAUAGAAAUGGGAAAUAUUAGGCAAGACAUUGAUACUCAAAAGAUCCAAGAAAGAUGGCUCCAGGAUAACCUGACUUUAAGGAAGCGAAUUGAAGAGCUUCAAGAAGUCGCCGAGAAACGAAGGGCCCUGAUAAAGGAAAUGGGAGACAUGCAGGUCAUGCAGCUGAGGAAUGAACGGAAGGAGGUGGACAGCAGAAUCGAAGACUUGAAGAAGAAUCGCAGCGUAGCACUGGGCAGGCAGAAGGGGUUUGAGGAAGAGAUCCUGCGGUUUCGGAAGGAGCUGCGGGAGGACGGGUAUUGUGACGCAGAGGAAAAGUUCAGAGAGAAGAUGAUUGUAAUGAGAACAACAGAACUGGCCAACAAGGACCUGGACAUCUAUUACAAGACACUUGAUCAAGCAAUAAUGAAGUUUCACGGUAUGAAAAUGGAAGAGAUCAAUAAGAUCAUCCGUGACUUAUGGAGAAGUACUUACCGUGGACAAGACAUUGAAUAUGUGGAGAUUCGCUCUGAUGUCGACGAAAACGUAUCAGCUAACCUUAAGAGGAGAACUUACAACUACCGAGUUGUGAUGGUUAAGGGUGACACUGCACUGGACAUGAGAGGGAGAUGCAGUGCUGGGCAGAAGGUACUUGCUUCUCUGAUCAUCAGACUUGCUCUUGCUGAGACCUUCUGCUUAAAUUGUGGGAUUCUUGCUCUGGAUGAGCCAACUACUAAUCUGGACCGUGAAAAUAUUGAAUCUUUAGCCCAUGCCUUAGUAGAGAUAAUUAAGAGUCGUUCCCGUCAGCGUAAUUUCCAGUUGUUAAUCAUCACACACGAUGAAGACUUUGUGGAGCUUCUUGGUCGGUCAGAGUACGUGGAGCAUUUCUACAGGAUUAAAAAGAACAUUGACCAGUGUUCAGAGAUCUUGAAGUGCAGUGUUGCAUCCCUGAACUCUUAUCUUCAUUAGCCAAAAUGCCCAUUGACCAUCCAAACAAACUACAAAAUGAUUCACUAAAACCCCGUGUGAAAAUGACUUCAGUUAACAUGGCCCACAAAUGUCUAGCAAUAGCCAUAUUUUUCAACAUUCUCUUGGAAAAGCUUUAUAAGAGUGAAUGUACUGUGAAUAAGAAGAUAUUACAUGUAUUAAUGUUGGGCUUUGAAAUGGAAAUAAUGUUAUGUGCAUUAGUUUCUGUUACAUUUUGCCUACCUUCCCAAAGAAGGUAAAAAGAUUGUUAAUGCAAACAAUUGUAGUCUUUACCUUAGUAAUAUAAAGGCAGAUGCAGUAUUUUUGAUAUGCUAGUCUCAAUUUUCUUCUAACCUAAUCUAACCUAAAAAACAUUCUACUAAAGGCUCAGUGAUUUGAAAGAACAUUUUUAAAAGCACCUUCCUUUGAAACCAUUGCAGCACUGAUUGUCUGCAGAUCUGAUUUUUGAAAGAUAAUUUGUGUACUUGCAUAAAAGAUCAAAAAGAUGAUAAAAAUGUUAUUCUAUAUGUUGUUUAAUAUUCUUUGUUGGAGAUUACAGGGAAUAAGAAAUAUUUAUGCAUGUAAUUCUUUUUGAAAUAAAGCAUAGAAAGUCA